Molecule: messenger RNA, 474 nt
Organism: Gekko japonicus
Lineage: Eukaryota; Metazoa; Chordata; Lepidosauria; Squamata; Gekkonidae
Product: transcription factor HES-5-like
Exons: 3
Coding region: 1-474 (157 amino acids)
Biological process (GO): anterior/posterior pattern specification; regulation of neurogenesis; regulation of transcription by RNA polymerase II
Cellular component (GO): nucleus
Molecular function (GO): protein dimerization activity; DNA-binding transcription factor activity, RNA polymerase II-specific; RNA polymerase II cis-regulatory region sequence-specific DNA binding
Source: RefSeq, a predicted model, not a curated record
AUGGCACCCACCGGCCUCAUGUUCAUGCCUCAAAGCGGCCUGCUCACCCCUAAAGAGAAAAACAAACUGAGGAAACCGGCGGUGGAGAAAAUGCGCCGUGACCGCAUGAACAGCAGCAUCGAACAGCUGAAACUCCUGCUGGAGAAGGAGUUCCAGAGGCACCAGCCGAAUUCCAAGCUGGAGAAAGCCGACAUCCUUGAGAUGACGGUGGACUACCUGAAAGAGCAAAGCUGGCUGCAUUGGAAAGGACCUGCUCCUAAAGAUGCUCAGCAUGACUUUAAAGAGGGAUACUCACGGUGUCUCCAAGAGGCCUUCCGGUUCAUGUCUCUCCACAAAGUCCAGGCUGAAACCCAAGCCAAGCUCAUGAGCCAUUUCCAAAGGAACCAACCGUCCACCCGUGAAGCUGUCAGCUCGCAUCCUGCCUCGAAGCACUCAUCCUGCAAGGGUGCCCACACACUCUGGAGACCCUGGUAG